Molecule: messenger RNA, 666 nt
Organism: Neurospora hispaniola
Lineage: Eukaryota; Fungi; Ascomycota; Sordariomycetes; Sordariales; Sordariaceae
Exons: 6
Coding region: 1-666 (221 amino acids)
Source: RefSeq, a predicted model, not a curated record
AUGCGGCGAUCCGAACAACGCAGAGUUAGGUUGAGAGCGGAUGACAACAUUCAGCUCGAGACUUCUGUAAUGGACAAACAGGUCUUGCCCAAUUUCCAGCUGAGCCCAACUGCGCCUUCAGACAGAAACGGAUUCGUGGCGUGCGUCUGCAUCAGACUUCUACACAGUAGUGUAAAGUGUUGUUGCUGUUUGGUGCGUCCCGCUGAGAGGACAAACGGCGCAAUCGGAUACUGUUUGGCACGUUUCACAGGACGCCCCCCCGGAUUGGUUGGUUGCCAUUUUCAGGACUCAUUAGGCCAAGAAGGGUCUAGGCAAACACGGUGUCAAUUCGAGGUCGCAUCCAAGAUCGAGAUCGAUCUCUUGCCAACAGAUCGAUCAAGCUGCGACGGCUGCUGUCAUCCACGGGUGGAAACAUUGCUCCUGACGAAUGGGCACGGGGGAAUUCCUCUUCGCCCAUCCGGGUGCGCAACCAAGAGGCGGUACGCUGCAGUUCCGUGGCUGGAACUGGAGCGGCUGAAAACACGAACGGUUGCGUUACCCGAUCCCGAAAACGUUAAAACCGUUACGUACCUACCAGUGUGCUUCUGUAUUCCAUUUUCAUCCAUACUAUCACGCUUUGCAUGCUCAGACUCCAAACGGAGACGGACCAGGCACUUUUCUGAAUGA